CUACGUCCUCAUACAAAACUUGUGUGUCGGUCAAAGUUGUGGCGUGGAGAUUUCAGAGAAGGUACCGACAACUGGAGCUUACUUUGUUUUUUAGCGACGCAGAAGUUGGGGUGAACUUUGCGCGAACGGACGUCAAAACUGAUGUCCCCCGGCGGCUGAAGAUGUCCGGAGCGACACGGUAUGAGAAAAUAACUUCACAUUGUGCCUCUCCGCCGGAGCCAUGGGUGUCAAGCCCUGCGGUAUUUUCUGACUGACAACAGCGACUACCGCUGCUGCUCCUUACUUUUUUAGCAUGCCACGCAGGCAGCUAACUUCUCCAAAGAAAGGCAAACCCAGAAGUGGCCCUCACAGCAUGACACUUUGACGUUUUCUGCAUUUUCACGCCGAUUUCCUUUGAUUAAAAACAAACAAACAAGCAAGCUCAACAAUGAUGAAGGUUAGGAGAUACUUAAGGGGGAGUGGGAGGGUACUCGCGUUUGUGUUCAUUGCCUCUGUCAUCUGGCUGCUGUUUGACAUGGCUGCACUCCGCAUGUCAUUGAACGACGUGAACAGUCAGCUGCUGAAGGAGAGCGUGAUAAGAGAAAGGGAGAUUUUCAAGCAGCAGUCCAGGACCACACAGCUGACGAAGAGGGGCUUUAAACACCCGGUCGAGAGGGUGGACCUGGAUGGGGCACAAGCUGGGAAAGGACCACUCGGUCCAGGCGGCAAACUAGCCCAAGUGUACAGACAAGGAGGCAAGAGAAAAGACCAAAAGUUGUGGGAUAAAAAGUUAGAGGGAGAUGAACUUUCCAAGACUGUCAAACCUAAGUAUGUCCCCCCUGAAGGUAAAGAUAAUGUCCCACCAAAGCAGGAUGUCCCUGCAAAGAAAAAGGUAGUAAACUUGGAUCUGAAUGAGACAAAAUUCAAGGAAAGUAAUGUCAUAGAUGGCUCUAAUAAAAUCAUGUUGCCUGUAGCAGAGUCUAAUAAAACCCUGGUGCUACCUGGUGUUCAGGAAAACAAACAUGCUUCACUACCAACGUCAAAGAAGGGACUCUUAAAAGCUGGUGAGCAAAGCGAUUCAAAGGCAAACGAAAAAGUCAAAGAUGAACCCAAGAGCAAGACUGGAACAAAAGAGGGCCAGUCUGAGGCAGAGGAGGCACGCCCUGUUAAAGCAACAUCCAAACCUCCACAGAAGGAUGUAAAUGCCGAGCACGUAACUGAUAAAGCAGGGGAGAAACAUGUUGAGAGGAUGGGCGAGAGCGACGUGAAUCCAGUGAAGGAGAUCCCGAAACCAGCAGUCAAGACCCAGGCGGGAAACAACUCUGAAAGUAACUCAAAAGGGAAGUCAGGUGUCCAUAAAGUGCUGGCUCUGGAUGCAACUCUUUCUCCCAGAAAUCCCAACGCUGUGGGUCAGUUUGGUCAGGCAGCACUCGUUUCCAGCAACGAAGACACAGAGGUGAGGAAGAGAUGGGACGAAGGGCAUUUCAAUGUCUACCUGAGCGAUAAGAUCCCAGUGGACCGCGCCAUCCCGGACACCAGGCCAGAGAUGUGUGCACAGAAUCUGGUCCACGACGACUUGCCCUCCACCAGUGUGAUUUUCUGUUUCGUGGAUGAAGUGUGGUCCACACUCAUCCGCUCUGUGCACAGUGUGCUUAACAGAUCGCCGCCACACCUCCUCAAAGAGAUCAUUCUGGUGGAUGAUUUCAGCACCAAAGCCAAUCUGAAGGAGCCGCUGGAUAAGUACAUGUCCCAGUUCCCCAAAGUGCGAAUCGUCCGUCUGAAGGAGAGGCAGGGCCUGAUCAGAGCCAGGCUGGCUGGAGCUGCUGUAGCCGAAGGUGAGGUUCUUACCUUCCUCGAUUCCCAUGUUGAAUGUAAUGUGGGCUGGCUGGAGCCGCUGCUGGAGCGAGUGUAUCUGGAUCGCAAGAAGGUGCCCUGUCCAGUUAUUGAAGUCAUCAGUGAUAAGGACAUGAGUUAUAUGCUGGUUGACAACUUCCAGAGAGGUAUUUUCAAGUGGCCUUUGGUGUUUGGCUGGAGCGCGAUACCAGAUGAGUACAUUAAGAAGCACAACAUGACAAUCUCAGAUCCCAUCAGGUGUCCAGUUAUGGCUGGAGGCCUGUUCUCCAUAGACAAGAAGUACUUCUAUGAGCUUGGUGCCUAUGAUCCUGGCCUCGAUGUGUGGGGUGGGGAGAACAUGGAGAUUUCAUUUAAGAUCUGGAUGUGUGGAGGGGAAAUCGAGAUCAUCCCCUGCUCUCGAGUGGGUCACAUCUUCCGAGGACAGAAUCCUUACAAAUUCCCCAAGGACAGGCAGAAGACGGUGGAGCGUAACCUGGCGAGGGUGGCGGAGGUCUGGCUGGACGAGUAUAAGGACCUCUUCUACGGUCACGGGUACCAUCACUUGGUGGAAAAAAAGGCCAUGGUCAUCGGCAACCUCACCGAUCAGAUCGAGCUGAGAAAGAGGCUGAAAUGCAAGAGCUUCAAGUGGUAUCUGGACAACGUGUAUCCAGAUAUGAAGGCUCCCUUAGUUAAAGCUGAAGGCCUAAUCCUUAACCGUGGCUUAAGGAAAUGCCUCAGUCUGCAGAAAGGCUCUCUGCUGUUUGAGACUUGUGAUCUCAGCAAGCAGAGUCAGCACUUUAAUUACACCUGGAUGAGAAACUUUCGCCAGCAGGACGUAUGUGUCGCUCCCCAAAGCAAGGGCAGCGGCUUUGCUUUACAGGAAUGUGACAACACAAGGGCUGAACAACGCUGGUUCCACAAAUCGUCCAACUCUGCUCUGGCGGAGCACCUUAUAGCAGAGUUUGUGUCCCACCACAUGUGCCUGGAGGCGGGGCCUCAGGGCGACACUCUUCGCCUGAACCCCUGUGAAACCAGCAAUGCCUUCCAAAAGUGGCAGUUCACACACUACUACACUCUGUGAUGAGACUUGAGGAAAGAGUUGUAUCUGACAGAACACAGACUGUGGAGACCUCACACUACAGGACAAGACUACACUGACUGUCCAGAGGAGGUGGGAAGCACCUUGGUGGCAGUUUAUGAGUGGUGUAAAGCGGAGGGGGUAGGGAUGUGCAAUGUUUCUAAUGUCCUUUUAUCAUGUCAGCAUGGACUGACUUUGAGUUUGAACGCUAGUGCCCGAGGAAAGAGGGAAUCUUCUCUUUUUCUUUUAUAAAGAGUUUGCUCUACACUGGCAUGACUAAAGGGCUUCAGAUGAAUGUCUGUGGAAGAACACUCCAUCUUGUCAGUUCUUGAGCUCAACAUCAUGUUACAGCCAAAGAUUUAAAAAAAAAAAAGUGCCUCAUAAAUUUGAGAUGUAAAAAGUGUUUUUUUUUGUGCUUUUGUUUGCUUUGCAGGGACUGAAUAAUGACUUUGAUUGCAUGUAAUUUAGAAUUUAUUCACUUGUAUGGAACACAGAUGUCAUCUUUUCCAGAUGUCACAGACUAUUUUUGAUGAGGCACUUUGGGUGAAACAGCUGCUUCUCUGAUUUUAAACAAUGAAUUAUGUAGGUGAAGGUUCUGUUGUGAAAAAUGUCCUUGUUUUGUAUGAAUUUCUCCUCGUCACUAGAGGGAAGUGUUGGUUCAAAAUACCCAAUAAAUCUGUGCUGUGAUUUCAA
Messenger RNA from Acanthopagrus latus (yellowfin seabream), 3583 nucleotides. RefSeq names its product polypeptide N-acetylgalactosaminyltransferase 5. Bases 428 to 2893 code for a protein of 821 amino acids. The transcript has 10 exons. Gene Ontology annotation, cellular component: Golgi apparatus. Lineage: Eukaryota; Metazoa; Chordata; Actinopteri; Spariformes; Sparidae. The record is from RefSeq and is a predicted model, not a curated record.